Molecule: messenger RNA, 1152 nt
Organism: Aspergillus melleus
Lineage: Eukaryota; Fungi; Ascomycota; Eurotiomycetes; Eurotiales; Aspergillaceae
Exons: 1
Coding region: 1-1152 (383 amino acids)
Source: RefSeq, a predicted model, not a curated record
AUGAGCGUACGAGCCGCGCAGCCCGACAACGCACGAUCCGUUACGCGGAAUCUGCGCAACCUCCCCGUGGCGGCGCCCAUCCGCGCGCGAUAUCUCUAUUGCAAUUUGAUGUACACCGUGGCGACGCAUCUCAUCGAGGUGAAAACCAAUCAGCCCUUUUCGGAUUUCCUACAACAGCGCUUUUUCAGUCCCCUCGAUAUGCAUUCGACUAGUCUCCAGCCUGGAAGCGCUCGAGCAAAGGGCCAUGGAGACCGCAUCGCGACCGGGUACUGUUGGGAUAAGGAGUCAGCGACCUACCACGGAUUCCAAAGCCCAGAUUGUCCGGAAGCCCAAGGCGCGGGGUCUGUUAUCAGCAGCGCCAGUGACUUGAUCAAAUGGGUCAAGGCUCUGAUGAAUCGUGAAGGGCCGAUCACUGAGCGCAUAUACCAGGGUCUGGUUCGCAUGCGCUCCAUCAUGAAUCCCACGGGGAGGAGAUUGAAACCGCAUACAUCGCCGGCUCUGUAUGCUGCCGGGCUAGAGGUGUAUUACUAUCGAGGCCAUUUGGUGGUCGGACAUAUUGGAGUGGUGCCGGGAUUCUCUGGCCGGUUCUUUUUCCUUCCUGAUUUUGACUUUGGGGCUGUUAUUUUGGGAAACGCAGAGGGGGCUGGCCCAGUUGGUACGGUGCUAGCUCGAGAGCUGAUCGAUACUCUGCUUAAGAUCCCGGAGGUUGAACGGCCGCGACUGGCGACGCCGGGUAACAAUACAGGCGGUGCGAAUGCGAAGAAACAAGUACCAAGUCGAUCACGCAAUGCAGGGAAGAAAAACAAAGCGACAAGCAAAGCAAAGACUGAAAGGCGCGACAAACCACAGCCACAAGGGAUGCCUCUCCGGGCCUACGUUGGCACGUAUCGACAUCCUGGCUAUCACGAACUGACGGUUGAGAUCAAGGACGAGAGGCUCUUCAUCGACGCGACGGAUCGGUCGUUUGGAUUUACACUCUCGUUUGAGCAUCUGGCCGAUGGAAUCGAAUACAUUGCCCAUCUGAGCGAUUUUCUAGAGGGAGGAGAUGAGCCACUUUCAGCUGAGUUUGCCGUUGAGGAAGGCCGAGUAGUCAGGUUGGGACUGCAUUUAGAAAUGGCGUUGAAGGAAUUGAUUUGGUUCGAUAAAGUCUAG